Lepidothrix coronata (blue-crowned manakin) is the source of this 1370-nucleotide messenger RNA. RefSeq names its product gastricsin-like. Gene Ontology annotation, biological process: proteolysis. Gene Ontology annotation, molecular function: aspartic-type endopeptidase activity. Bases 123 to 1292 code for a protein of 389 amino acids. The transcript is spliced from 7 exons. Lineage: Eukaryota; Metazoa; Chordata; Aves; Passeriformes; Pipridae. The record is from RefSeq and is a predicted model, not a curated record.
UGGUGGAGGGUGGGAGCAGCGAUAGGGCAAAGGGGUGUCUGGAGCAGGAGCUGGGCACGGCUCUGGCUAAAUACACCCUGCCUGGCACAGGAGCUGCCACAGAGCCACCGGCACCAGGGACCAUGUGGGGGCUGGCGCUGGCCCUGCUCUGCCUCCCGCUUGGGGAGGGGACGCUCAGGAUCCCCCUGAGGAGGGGCAGGUCCAUCUGGGAGGUGAUGAGAGAGAAGGGGCUGCCAGAGGGUUUCCUGAACAACCUUAGAGGGGACCCAGGGAGGAAAUACCAGCUCAGUGGUGCUGUGGCUUAUGAACCUCUCAUGAACUACCUGGAUACCUUCUACUUCGGGGAGGUCAGCAUCGGGACCCCUCCCCAGAAUUUCCUGGUGAUCUUCGACACCGGCUCUUCCAACCUGUGGGUUCCCUCCACCUACUGCCAGAGUCCAGCCUGUGAGGAUCACACCAGGUUCAACCACAGCCUGUCGUCCACCUUCCUGGGCAUCGACGUGACCUACACCCUGAGAUACGGGUUCGGGGACCUGUCGGUGGUGCUGGGAUAUGACACGGUGACAAUCCAGAACAUUGUCAUCAGGAACCAGGAGUUUGGCCUGAGCCUGUACGAGCCCAGCAGACCCUUUUACUACCUGGAUUUUGAUGGGAUUUUGGGCAUGGCUUACCCAGGCGUUGCCAUCAGUGGUUUCAACACGCUGAUGCAGAACAUGCUGCAGCAGAACCAGCUCAGUGAACCCAUCUUCAGCUUCUACUUCUCCCGCAACCCAACAUAUAGUUACGGUGGGGAAGUCAUCCUGGGGGGGGUUGACCCCCAGCUGUACUCCGGGGAGGUUUUAUGGGCUCCUGUGGUCCAGGAAUUGUACUGGAAGAUCAGUAUCGAGGAGUUUUCCAUUGGGUAUUCAGUCACCAGCUGGUGCAGCCAAGGCUGUCAUGGCAUUGUGGACACUGGGACAUUCCUGCUGACCAUCCCAGGGCAGUUCAUGGCAGCCCUGCUGCAGGCGCUGGGCGCAGAGGAGAGCGACUACGGGGUAGGUGGGCAGGAGGCACCGGGUGAUGCCGAGGGACAAGGACACACCUGGGAGCAAAACAUCUCACCUGGAACAGCCCUGCAGUGCUGUGAGACAGAAAUAAUUCUUCCAAACGUGACGAGUGUGGGGCAGCACAACCCUGGCACCAUCAGAGCCGUGCUGACCCUUAAGGAGUGUGGCCACUGGCAUAAGGCCAGUGCCAGCCCGGGAGUCCUGACCCCUCUGCCCCUCUUUGCCUCUCUUGCAGUUCCUCGUUGACUGCAGCAGUGUCCCAAACAUGCCCACUCUCUACUUUGCCAUCAGUGGGGCCUGGUUGUCGCUGCCUCCCACUGUCUA